Peronospora matthiolae is the source of this 1152-nucleotide messenger RNA. NCBI's taxonomy places the organism in Eukaryota, Oomycota, Peronosporomycetes, Peronosporales, Peronosporaceae. The record is from the annotation of a GenBank genome assembly.
AUGAGUACUUUCAAAAAGGGUGAUCUUGUAUUGUUAUCUACUGAAGGCCUACGAGAUUCAGCAGUAACCAAUCUCAGCGCGAGCAAACUCGCAACACGUUUCAAAGGCCCAUUCGCGAUACUCAAGGUGAUCGGCGACGCAUACGCUCUGGACAUCCCUUCGUCACUGCGACUUCACCCGACGUUUUACGUCGGGCGGCUCAAGGAGUAUCGUCCAGCUACUCUUCAUGGACUGGCUCCGUCCUCAGAGACAAAGGCUCAUAGGUCGGCCUUCCCUCUUGCCUUGCUCGACGCGCCAGCGACAUCUGAAGCGGCUGCGUCCCAUUCUGCGCGCGCCCUAGAGCCUGGCCCCGUGCAGCUCGAUCAAGGGCUGCUUCAGCUUCCAGCUGGGCAUAGACAGCCUUGUUCACCGCCGCAUCUACAUCGUCCUGGGCAACCAGGACGCCGGUAUUACCAUCGCGAGGGCCCACCACCGCUUGUGGACGCGGAAGGUCAGAAGCGCUGGAUCGUGAAACGUUUAUUAGGUCACGAGGACCCUCGUCGCGAAACGAAACUGUCGCGACUCCAUGCUCGCGCAAUUAUCGUGUACGUUGGCUCGGGAUUCUACCCGAGAAGGAUGCAUGGGAACCGCGCUCUUCGCUUCUUCGAGACUUUCCAGAUGUCGUUCGUGCAUACGCUUGGUUCAAAUUUGUUUGACGACCUGAGUAUUCGCGCGGUGAGCGAGAACGAGACGAACGACGACUGCGUCGUGGUGAAGCGUCACCACGACUACGAGACCAAGAGAGAAUGCGAGAACGUCGUGGUGAAACGUCACCACGACGACGAGAUGAAGAGCGACGACGAAAACAUCGUGGUGAACUGUAUCACCACAAUAGCGCGAACGAGAACGUCGUGGCGGGCGUGCGGCACCACGUUCUCGAGAACGCGAGUGGUGUCGCCAGCUCGACGCACCACGAUUAGCCGAGAUUUUACGCUCUAUCAAGCUGCACGCAUACCGUCGGAUCCAGAGAUGUUCAUACUCGCUGAGUGGAUACUCAGCGAUGUGUCGUUGCCAAGUCUCGCGGGUUGGACGAGGCAUCGAGUCUCAGGAGUAACAAGAAUCGUGCACGUGAACGUAGCAGAGUCGGUCUACGUUCCACGCGUUCUCGCAUAA